Molecule: messenger RNA, 276 nt
Organism: Sparassis crispa
Lineage: Eukaryota; Fungi; Basidiomycota; Agaricomycetes; Polyporales; Sparassidaceae
Exons: 1
Coding region: 1-276 (91 amino acids)
Source: RefSeq, a predicted model, not a curated record
AUGGUCAUCCUCUGCAGCGGCGUGAAUUGUGCCGGUACCUGCGACUUCCUAACUGGGCCCGACCAGAACGUCUGCUAUAGCAUUCCCCUGAACAACAAUGUUUCGGAGUACGGGUCGAUCAUGGCCUACGUUUGCUUCUACUGCUUGUCCACCUACCAGGUCUACAUGGCUACCGCUGGGUGCGCAGAGUCUGUGCAGCUCGAGCAUAAUGUGUGCUACAAUACUUCGUACGACGGCAUGCUUGGGUAUUACCAGACAUUCUACAUCUUGUCUUGA